Trachemys scripta elegans is the source of this 8818-nucleotide messenger RNA. It is a transcript of the gene PHACTR2, whose product is annotated as phosphatase and actin regulator 2. Lineage: Eukaryota; Metazoa; Chordata; Testudines; Emydidae. The record is from RefSeq and is a predicted model, not a curated record. The transcript is spliced from 13 exons. The coding region runs from base 222 to 2162 and encodes 646 amino acids. Gene Ontology annotation, biological process: actin cytoskeleton organization. Gene Ontology annotation, molecular function: actin binding.
CAUUCAGUUGAGCAGGAACAGUCGUGAGCUGGGCUGCAGCCGGAGGAGGUGGACUUACAAACCAGCCUGCGAGAGGCAGAAGUUCCAGUCGGGUAGUAAAACAGCAAGCCCAGGGAAAAGGUGAAAUGAACCCUUGGAAAUGUCUGUGGCAGAGAAUACAUGACCAAAGGACCAAGAGAGCUGCAUGAUUGUUGGACACCGGCCCUCUUAAAGGUUAAGAAAUGGGCCAGACCUCAGUCUCCUCUCUGUCUGAGCAAGCCAGCGUUGAUGGAUUAGACAAGGCUUCAAUUGCAAAUUCUGAUGGGCCAACCCCAGGAUCCCAAACCCCUCCUUUCAAGAGAAAAGGCAAACUCUCUACCAUUGGCAAAAUCUUUAAACCUUGGAAAUGGCGGAAGAAGAAGACCAGUGACAAAUUUAAAGAAACAUCAGCAGUGUUGGAAAGGAAGAUUUCGACAAGACAAAGCAGAGAAGAGCUGAUAAGAAAAGGAGUUCUGAAGGAAAUGCCUGAGCAAGCUGGUGAUGUAACAGUAAAUUUUGAAACCUCAAAUGGGCACACCAUAACUAUCAGUGAAGAAACCAUCCAGGAAGAGAAUGUAAUAAAGACCACAGAAGACAAUGGCUCUUUAUCUGCCAAAGCCUCAGCUGUGGAAGGAAAAAAAGAAGAUAAAAAAGAGCGCACUGUUAACUGUCCUGAAAAACCGGCAUCCCAUGCUCCACCGCCGCCUAAGUCUAAGCCUAAACCUAAAAAAGCAUCAAUACCUCCAAAAACUGUUACUGCUGCUGCCACCGCCACCAGCCAUAAGAGUAAUGAAGCACCUCAUGUUAAAAAAAAAGUCAAGGCUCCUGCUAAGCAGCCCCCUGUCCCACCUCCCAAGCCAACAGGUCACGAUUCAAAUCGAGGAGCUGCUAGCUCCUCUCACGUAAAAAAAUUACCCGUCUCCAAGUCAUCUUCUUCACAAUCUCCUUCAUCCACAUCAUCUCAUCCAAAAGCCUCUAAGGAGACAGCACCUAGUAAAACGGGCACAUCAGGGACUUCCAGGGGCAAGAAAAAACCCGGGAAGCAGUCAACCCCACGAACCCGUGCAGAUGGGGACAUUUCUUCCACCUCCAAUGCAGCAGCAAACAGUUUAGAAACAAAGGUGGAAAACUCUCAGCCAGAGCAACCUCCCGUCAUAAUUUCUGAAUCUGAAGCUACAGACCAGCAGAACACACUGAUUGUCCCUCCUCCUCCCACUGCUCCUCCUCCUCCACCGCCGCUGCUGCCUUCCUCUCCUUCAGCCAGUCAGUCCACUGACUCCACAGAAACACCAGAUGUACCCAUUAGCACCGAAGCAGGCCUGUCUGUCCCAGGCUCAGAUUCUAAUCCUCUUCUCCAGACCGAACAUGAAACAGACAAUGAAGACCUUAGCAGUAUCGCCCUAGACAAUAGCCUGGAUAGGAGUGAAGAAAAUACAACAUGUUCAGUUACCAAAGAAGACCAGGAAGAGGAGACUCCUAACCUAGCAAGUCCUCAACCAACAGAAGAACCUCCUGAGCCUAUGGCCAGUCCGGAAAGUGAGAGCAGCAAAGAGAGCCACACCAGUGACUCCGAUUCAGAUGGGCCAAUACUCUACACUGAUGAUGACGAUGACGACGACGACAACACAAGUGCAGAAAGCUCUUUGGCAAGUAAAAUCCGUCGUAGGGAUACUCUUGCUAUCAAACUUGGCAACAGACCAUCUAAAAAAGAAUUGGAAGACAAAAACAUCUUGCAGCGUACCUCUGAGGAGGAGAGGCAGGAAAUCAGACAUCAGAUUGGAACGAAGCUAGUGAGGAGACUUAGCCAAAGGCCCACAACUGAAGAGCUAGAGCAGAGAAAUAUCCUGAAGCAGAAGAAUGAAGAAGAAGAACAGGAAGCCAGGAGGGAAUUAAAACGCAGCCUCAGCAGAAAGCUCAGUCUGAGACCUACAGUGGCUGAACUGCAGGCAAGAAGAAUCCUACGUUUCAAUGAGUAUGUGGAGGUAACGGAUUCCCCGGAUUAUGAUCGCCGAGCAGACAAGCCUUGGGCAAGGUUAACUCCUGCAGACAAGGCAGCAAUACGGAAAGAACUGAAUGAAUUUAAAAGCACAGAAAUGGAAGUACAUGAGGAAAGUCGACAGUUUACAAGGUUUCAUCGUCCAUAAUUGUUUGACAGUAUCCCAUACUUCACACCCCAGUUUCCUUUGGGACAAUCAUUGCAUCAUGAAGACCUGAGAUUGCACUGGAACUUGAACGAGUGUGAGUGUGUGUUGCAGCUUACCCUGAGGUUAAUGAAGAAUGUGGCUCUCAUCUUUAUUGGAGAACAAGAGAUUUGACUGGGACCAGAACCCAGGGAAAGUGGGGUAACAUUCCAUAUUAACUAAGCAAUGUCUCGAUGGUAAGAGAGAUUGUGGUUCUGUGGCUAGCUCACACAGAUACGUUGAUAUUUUUUCAAUCAAAGCUUGAGCAGACAGGAAGAGCUGAAGACAAUCGUUUGACAGCCUGUGGCCAGGAGCUCAUCAGACUUUACAUCAUGGUGACUGAGGGUAAUUGUGGGUACAGCGGGAACACAGAAAGAGGCGGGCGGGGAAAGAGAUUUCACCUGUCAGUUAACAGAAAAAAGUUAGAACAAACUGAUAGUAAAUUCUUUAUGAAACUGGUUUAAUUAUAUAUUUGGAUGGCAGGAGGAAAAAAUUUGUAAAUCUGAGAGUUUGAGCAAGUGUGUGUGUGUUUUCUAGAGAUGUCAGCCUGUCCUAGCAAGACAGUAAGCCGCCAAGUCCUCAUUUCAUCAGUACUUUAGUGAAGUACAGUAAUUUUUGUGGUGCCAGUGAACCUACUUGCCAGAAAAUAUUCUUGUUAUAAUUCAGAUGUAUUUUUUAAAAUUCUGAAAAGCAUGCUUAAAGAAAAUACAUUGAGUAUUCAUAUAGCACAGCUAAAUAUGGUUGGUGUUUUUUUAAUACAAUUACACCUUGGAUUCUCCAUGAUGAUGCAUCAGAAUUACAUGAGUAGGUUUCAAAGGACAAAUAAGACACUGUGAGUGCAAUGAAAGGAUUCAGGUUUUGAAACACUCUUCUUUUGUCUGUCACUCACGUUGUCAAAGUAGUGGCACCAAUAUCUCUGUGAACUAUGGCAGACAGUAUUGACAAUCAUGACAUUCUAAUUUGAAUCCAAAAUUAGAACUGAAAUCGGCCAUGAAUUUGCAUAUAAGUAGGUUUGGAAAGUGGUUAACAAUGUGACUUUAACUUUAAGAGCAACCUUAGAUGGAUCCCUUGGAUUGCUUCUAGAAAGAAUUAACAAGUGGAUCAGUACAUCUUCAUCAAGGGCCUUGUAAAAGCUACAGAAAAUCCUUAGUGUCCACAGCCUGUUUUUGUUGUAUGCAAAGAAUGCUUAUUAACUCACAACUUCUGAAAUUGUAUUUAUGAAUACAAUACUAUUAAAAUUAAAUGGUAUGGAGCGUGAAAGGCAAUAUGUGCUUUUGUUAUGUCAGCCCUAAGGCCUAUUACAAGCCUUCGGCAUUGUUUACACUAAAAAAUUCUCUGUCUUAUAUUGGCACUUAUUUAUCCUUUGAUUUAUGUACACAAUGAUUUUUCUGGGCCUGGAGUACACAUAAACAUAUAUGUAAUGCAGUAUUACAGUAUAUAUGCUAUUUAUCCUUUUUUAUAUGUGUACAUAAUUACAAUUUAUUUUUGUCUUUUAUGUGCCCUGUUUAGUUUUUAAUUAUGAAAGGUAGGUAUUUUUUCAGGCAAUAAAAGGUCUGUGCAGAGUGAUUUUUACCUCAGAUUCUGCAAUAGGUUCUUGUGGAGUGUUUUUUUAAUUUAUAAAAUUGAAGAUUGUCAUUUUAGAUGUCAGCCUAAAGGCGGAAUGCAAUUUAAUGGCUAAAAUUAGAUCUAUCUCUUUACUGAUAUUUACAACAAGACCAGGUUUGCAUAAAUGGGAUGGAUUAUUUUUGUAAAGGGCAUUCAAGUAAUAGCAGAGUGCUUUCCAUGAGCUGGCUUUCUGUUUAUUUUUAUAUAGAUUGAUUUAAACAUUUUAAGGAAAUAGGUUGAUAGAACCUUUUAGAUCACUUUAAUUUUGGUAAAAAUCCUACAAAAUGCAGUGUAAGAACCCAAAAAUAUCAAUAACUAGUAAAACAGCCAACUACAAGCUUAUAGCAAAUAAAAAUAAUCAGCAUUGUUCCGCCUCUUACUGGAAUCAAUUAGGUGUAUUAAAAAUAGAAUUAGUAGGAAACAAUUUAGCUUCUGCAAUGCCAUCAUUUUGUAACUAUGGAAGCAGCAUUUUUACAUCAAAGAAGCAAUGAAAAUGUAUGCCACACUAAAUCAUACAGAUAUGUGCAAGCCAUUAGUUAUAGUUUUGACAGCAUUCCUAUUAAAAUCCCUUAUUUUCAGGGUUUAAAACCCAGCCAUAAUAAUGUACCCUGGAUUAAAGCUUGGCAAAACAAUUCUUCUCCAGAGACUGUUUUUUUGUUUGUUUGUUGCCAAAUUUAGAAGAAAGUAUGGAGUGCAAAAUAGAGUAGAAGUUUACUAUUUUGGCACUGAACCAUAUAAUUUGAGUUUUUAUUUCAAAAAAAUUAAAUGGGACAACUGACAGGUCCUUAAUACGACCUAAUCACUUCGAUAGUUUAAAAAAAAAUUACAAAGGGAUUAAAUUUAGAAAAGUGGCUAUGAUAUAUGCCCUGUAAAAAUUUUCACAAAUGUAUGGCCUGACCCUGCAAAUGCUAUGCCGGAUAGAAGUCCCAUUUAUAUCACUGUGUGAGUAAUGACUACCCAUGUAAGUUAAAGCCAGCAGGACUGGGAAUUUAGGGCCCCCUUCUACUCCCAGUGUAAUCAAUGGUGGGCUUUGCCAUUGAGAACAUAUGCCAUUUUAUAUAUUUGACAACUAAUAGAAGCUACCGUGGCCUCCACUGUUAAAAUAAGGUACAAACUAUGGCCCUAAUUCAACAAAGCACUUAUCCACAUGCUUAAAAUGGGAUAAAGGAAGUUGACCUCAGUAGGACUUAUGCACACACUUAAGUGCUUUGCUAAAUUAGAACUUACAAAUUGUUUAUGUAUAAUAUACAUACACGUUUAAGCCUGUACAUAUAUUUUAUAUAUUGUAAAUAGCAACAGGUUUGGAGGACAAAAGCUGUAAAGUAUUGACCAAGCGAUAGACAAGUUAAUGAGAUUGUGAUACACUGUACUGCUUGAUGAGGCAAGUUUGCUUUUUCUUGCUGAGCUACACAGCUUCAGAUGUCAGAUAUGUCUCUUGGUCCUUUGUACAGGUUGCCUCAGAGUCUUUCAAAUUGCUGUAGUGGAAAGGAAUAUGAUGCGUAUCUAAGCCCCAGAGGGGCUGGCAGCAUGCAACUCAGCAAGAAAUAAUCACAAGUACUGUAACAUGAGGCCUAGAGAAGGAAAACUGGUUGAAGAGGGUCAACAUGGCAGUCCCUAAGGCAGAAAAUGAGAGGGAAAAGAGGUGAAAAAGUUCCCACCCUGGUGCCAAACACAAUCCAAUUAGCUGAAAUGGGUGAUGUGAUCAAUGUUAGUUUGAACUUCUGUCCAGAUAGACAAUUAAUACAACUCCUAUUUUAGGAUACUUGACCAUGGCUUAGUUACCUGUAUUGUGUUCAGCAAUCCAAGUGGACAUAAAUAUAUAUAUAUAGACACAUUCAGUAGACUGGAGUAACCAUUUCAAAAUUAUUGGACAUAUAAUAGGCUCAGGUCUCAAUCUUGCAUUUGUCUUGCACCCGGACAUCCCACUGUAUUGUACUUGAGGGUACACAGGAUUGGGUCCUUAAUAAAAUCCUAAACUCUUAUGUACAAAGCAGAUUGAAAUGUCUGAAGGAGUCACUCCGACCUCUUAGAUGACAUUUGUAUCUCCUUAUGGGUGAACUGAGAAGCUUAUAAAAAUUGUAUAAAAUCCUAAAUAAUUAAUAGGAAAUACAUGUAGACUUAAAAAUUAAACCUGUUUUAAGACAAGAUACCAGUAGCUAAAAAUCAUUUUGGACAGGGAUUGCAGGUCUAAGUCUGUUAGGGCCGAUCCUACAGCACUACCAAGGACAGAGAUUACUGCCAGGAGUAGUCUAAUUGAAGUCAAUGAGCUUACUUGCCGUAAUAAAACAUACAGUGGGUUUACAGGGUUGUAAGUGUUUGAAGGAUCAAGCACUUAUCUAGAAACACCAAAGUUCAAAGUUCCAUGUGUGCUCUCCUAUAGUUGACACUACUAACUCCUAAAGCAGUGCAAAAAUUUAAGGCCACGCCCUGCCCUGCUUUAGUGAAGCUUACGUCAAUUAUUACAGAAGAAAUACUGAACUCACUCAUUGGCAGAUACAGAUCUUUUCAGAUCAACUCUAAAGAAUGUUUUUCUUUAAAAUCAAAUGAAAGCUGUGACCCAAACUUAAAAAAAUCCUGAAAAUUCAAAGGUAGAUGCCCUUUCUGACUCACUUUCAACAGUACUCCAUCUUCAAUGGAAUUGCUUCACAUACAAGUCUUGUCAACAUUUAUGCUACAUCCAUUUUAAAGAACCUGAUUACAACAUGGUUGUCCCUCAACCUAAUUACAAACCUGGUCUGAUCAAGGAUAUAAAUAAAUAUGAAUAAAAACGCAUUUACAGCGAAGUCUAUAUUACAGUCUAUGGGGGAACCAUAGCCCCAAUCCAGCAUCCAUUGAUUUCAAUGGAAAGAAUUCCCUUCACUUUGGUAGGCAUUGGAUCAGGCCCCAUGUUUGUAAUCAGGUUAGUGACCAAAUGAGUUGUAAUCAGAUGCCCUGACAUGACUGUCUCUGUGUAGUAUAGAUAUAGAGCUUUAUGCUGCUGUAAACAGAAAUCACAAUCUGGCCCUUUGGCCUUAAUUUCCACUUUAGUACUUUUGUCAGAUGGUAGCAUGAGUUAAAGGCUUAUGCUGUGUCCAUCAGCACACUGGUUGUCCUGGCACGUCACAGUGCAUCAUUUAAUACUUUAACACCUUUUUUAUUUGUAUCUCAAGGAGUUAAACCUGUGCAGCUGCUGUAAAUCAAAAUUAAGAUGUUCUCAGGGUGAAAAACAGAUUUGCCUCCUGCCUUUAGGAGCCACCAGAUUUAGCUCUACUGUUGUUGAUAUUGGUAUUUUUAUUGUACAAAGCACAGUGCAAUACUCACUGCUGGGACUUAAAAACUAGCUUUUGGAGGACAAGAAUGGUAUUUAGGAAACCAGUUGUGAAAGAUGUUUUUAGGUUGCUAGUGAAAUAUUUUGAGAAUAAAAUAAAAAGGAAAGACAAUAAAUCCCCUUGAAUAGCUUAAAUCGUCUGUUUAGAAAUAGGCAUCUGAAAAAUCUUAUGAAAGUAUAGAUAUAGAUCAAGAGGGAGAGAUGCAGUAGAAAAAACAAACUUCAAUGUAAUAUUAUGGCAGGUUUCUAUUUAUUAAUUUUAAUGAAUGAGGUCAUGUUUUAUUAUGUCAAUCUCUAUAUCUUGUUCCAGAACUUUAAUGAAAAUACAGCUCAUGUGAGCUACUGUAGCAACGCAAGAAAGUUGUUUUUAUACCAGUAGGUUUGUUUGUGUGUUUGUUUUUUAUUUGUUUUUCCAUCUAGACGCUAAAUACUGUAUUGGGUAGGAACAAAGGAAUUAAUGAUAUUCUAUGCCUGUCUUUACUCUAUCAUUAUUUCUUGAUUCACCAUCUUGCAAUACUAUGUCAAAUUUAACCAUGGUUAAGUAUUGUUAUAAUAGAGUAAAAUGAUGCUGAACAUAUCUUCUCUUCCUUUUGCUAUUCUGUGUGGUGGUAUUUUGAUUUGUAAAUUUGUAUACAUUUUGGAAUUAAAGAAACAUUGUGUUUUGGACAAUUAUUUUAAUUGGUAUGAUUUUGAGCCAAACAACAAAAUCUGUGACUUAAAUGCAUUGCUUUGAUGGACAUGUAAGUGUACCAGGUUUUUUUGGAUUUUGAUAUAGCAAAAGCUAAUUUAAUAGAUCCAUUAAAAUAGAGCUUAUGAAUUUUUAUUUUUCUUAAAGAGAAAAAGAAUUCUAUUUGCAGCAAAAUGUUAAAUCUAGGCAAGUAGAUGGAUCGGCACGGACAUUUCUGUAUAUUGAAGAACCAAUAGCUUUCUACCACUUGCCAGUUUUUUUCUUUACUGACCAAUUGCUCUGGCUAUUAGCAUACCCUGACAAUAUCAAUAUGUCAUUGUGUUGCAGACCUAGAAGUACACUGGACUUUCAAGAAAAAGUAUUCUCUGAUGCAGAAUUGAACUGCACCACAGUUAGGGCUUGAUACUGCAAAUCUUUGCUCAUGUGACUCUUUCCACUGAAGUCCACUGGGACACUUCAAAGGGAUGCCUCCCUUGCCAGGGGUUUGCCGAGUUAGCCAAGCAUUAAAACAAUAGAAAGGAAUAAAACCCACUAUGUACAACAUCCAGCUAGAGCUAGUGAUAGAAUUCCUAUAGGGGCUGAUCGGGCUUUCAUUGAAGUCAAUGCAAGUUUUGCCAUCAGCUUCUCUAUAAGCAGGUUAGGGCCCAUAGUCACCCAGAGUUAAAUCUUGGCUACACUGAAGGUUUUAUCAUUGAUUUCAUUGGGAUCAGGAUUUCUCUUGCAGAAUAUAAUCGAGGUUGUCAUUAUAUGGCAACAAUCAAGGUUGUUAUAUAUAUAUACCAACAGGCACUAGAACAGUUUCACUUUCUUCUUAUUAGUUGGAUUAAAAACGCAAACAAAACAUGCUCAGUUGUACUCAAAGUAUCCUGCCUGAAUUUCACCAAAGUUCCGUACUUAAAACUCAAAAGAAAGAAGCAAACAACAUUCCAGGGUUGAUUUUCGGCUGCCUUGCCAGUUGUGUAGUCAUUGGUAUCUAUGCCAAGUAGGUGUAAAAUGUCACCAGUUCAGAACUGUGGCAUU